GGAGCUGAAGGUUUGGUCUCUCUCGGGUUUUGGGUUUAGUGAGGGGGUGGGGAGAUUUGGGGAGCCAUGGCUGCUGCUGCACGCAUGCUGCCCGCGGUGGCUGCAGCGAGUGCCUCUGCUUCUAAACCGGGGUUGAGCCGCGAGGUUGCAAUUUCGGGGAGUUUUGGAACCUGCAAGGGUUUUUGUAAGCUGCCUUGGAUCACGACUCAUGGGGCCUCUGGGCUGAGACAGAGCGCAGGACGCAACGACGUGGGUGCAUUUGCCGUUGGAAGGAGGGCCUCGGGAUUCUCCGGAAGUGGGAAGAAACCAAGAAGCGGUCAAAAGUUUCCCAGAAAACAGAGACCCCCAGCAAACCCUGUGCUAGAGGAUGGCGAUGAUGAUGCGGCACUGGAAAGAGCAAUGGAAGACCUUUUUGCACAACUAGAGAUGGAUCUGGAAUCAUCAGUUGCUGAUAGCGGUGACGACGAGGAGUUUACUGAAGAGGAGUUGGCUCUAAUGGCGAAGGAACUUCAAGAUGCUUUUGAUGAAGCUGGCCUUGAAUUUGAAGGGUUAGACGAUGAAGAAAGUGGUCCUAAGACAGUGGACAUGUUCAUGAAAGAUGGUAUGUACUCUGACGAUUCUGUUGUUCAUAAUCGCGGGGAGCAAGAGGAAGAAGACGAAGAUGAAGAGGGGGUUGAGGACGAAGACGAGGAAGAUGAAGAAAGAAUGGUGCCUCUGGAGAAGUGGCAACUUCGCAAGCUAGCUGCUGCAGCAGAGAAGGGUCGUCGAAAUGUUAAUGUGAAAAUAUUGUCUGCAGAGCUCGGAAUGGAUCGUGCGGAUGUCCUUUCGUUUCUUCGAAAUCCACCUCCAGAGCUUUUGCUCAUGAGCGAUGAAUUAGAGAACGAGGUCGCAGAAGCUUCAGAGCGUGCCGAGGCUAAAGUUGAGAAAGCUCCGAAGGUAGCUGCUGCCUCUCGGAAGCAACCAGCGCCGCCGCUAAACCCUUCCGGAGGUCCUCAAAGUCCUAGGAGCUGGCAUGGUAGCAAAAGAUUGAAAAAGGAGCACAUAGCAACAUUUGAGCGUGUGUACCGGAAUUCUACUCGACCAUCGAACGCAAUGAUUGAAAACCUCGUUAAUUUGACACACGUUCCCCGCAAGAAGAUAUUGCAAUGGUUUGACGACAAACGGGCGGAGAAUCAACCCAAUAAGUCGUCCUUCGAGAAUGCCCCGAAAAUUGAUGAAAGUGCCAAUUAAACUGUAUUCUAGUACUGCUAGCUUAGUCACAAUAUAUGCUUGCAUUGGCCACGGAGGGAUUGGAAGAUAAUCAAUGUAGUUAUUUUUUAUUUUUUAUUUUACUGUAUUCACAUUCUGGAGAGUGGCUCUAUUAUGCACAGCUGGAACGUGCCUGCAAUUCAUUUAGUAAGUACUCUCAAGACACGGUUGUUUCAACACAAAACUGUUUCUGAUGAAGGACCAAGCCAAAGGGAGUGAGGGCGUACGAUACAAUCUUUAGUAUUGGCGGAACACAAUGAUGUGCAAAUGCCUUUGUGGCUUGCUCGUUUAUUUUCUGUGAGCUAUGCACUGCUUGCCGAGAAAUUAUAUCUAAUUGUUAUAAAUAGAUAACUAGCUUCUGCUUCAUUACCUGUUUCCCUCUCGAAUAAAGAUAGGCAUCUGAAGUAA
Physcomitrium patens is the source of this 1656-nucleotide messenger RNA. RefSeq names its product protein OVEREXPRESSOR OF CATIONIC PEROXIDASE 3. The record is from RefSeq and is a predicted model, not a curated record. Gene Ontology annotation, biological process: regulation of transcription by RNA polymerase II. NCBI's taxonomy places the organism in Eukaryota, Viridiplantae, Streptophyta, Bryopsida, Funariales, Funariaceae. Gene Ontology annotation, molecular function: DNA-binding transcription factor activity, RNA polymerase II-specific; DNA binding. Gene Ontology annotation, cellular component: nucleus.